Mytilus trossulus (common blue mussel) is the source of this 351-nucleotide messenger RNA. RefSeq names its product kremen protein 2-like. NCBI's taxonomy places the organism in Eukaryota, Metazoa, Mollusca, Bivalvia, Mytilida, Mytilidae. The record is from RefSeq and is a predicted model, not a curated record. Bases 1 to 351 code for a protein of 116 amino acids. The transcript is spliced from 4 exons.
AUGGGUGUUGUGCCUGAAAAGAGUACAACAGCAUUGUGUUCAUACUCUGCUCUAGGACAUGCAGAUUACAUAGGUUGUUUUGUAGAAAAUGGAAUGUUUCCUUAUACAUAUGGAGACAGACAUUUUGAGAGUUUGACUAUAGACUUCUGUUUACUUGGAUGUGCAGAUGAUGGGUUUAAAUAUGCCGGAAUGAUGUCUCGACAAUGGUGCCAAUGUGAUAAUGACCUGUACUCAGAUACAACGGGUUCUAAGGUCAGCGAUUCAGAAUGUGAUACACCGUGUUAUGGGAACGGGUCACAAAUGUGGGGCGGAGACUUUAUGCUAUCUAUAUAUCGUAUCAGUAAGGUUUAA